Limulus polyphemus (Atlantic horseshoe crab) is the source of this 2094-nucleotide messenger RNA. Its product is annotated as girdin-like. Lineage: Eukaryota; Metazoa; Arthropoda; Merostomata; Xiphosura; Limulidae. Bases 17 to 1726 code for a protein of 569 amino acids. The transcript is spliced from 10 exons. The record is from RefSeq and is a predicted model, not a curated record.
UCCACCUUGUUUUAAAAUGGUACAACAUGUGGUCAGUGACCUCCAGUCCAGUUUGGUUGAAAUGAUCAAAUUGAUCAAUAACACCCAGGAAAACAGGCAGAACGUUGUCGAUCUCAGUUUUGACAAAAUACUUUCAGACAUUAGUCACGAUAUUAUCGACUUGCUAGAUAAAGCACAAAAUUUAACAGAUCAAAAGUUCAUAAUCUUGAAGCAACUGAGAGACCUAAAAGCCAAGCUUUUGAACAGCACGAAACUCUCUAGGCAGAUCAAGCUCAAAGUGCAGAAAACUAAGAGUAUCAGUGACUUGGGGAAAGAGAGAAUCUCCACGCUGAUGGAACAUAUCGAAAGUGUUUCAAAAAUUGUGUUGAACAUGAAAAGCUACUUAACCAAUAUCACCCUCGAGUUUCUGAAAAAUUCAAGUAACGUAACAAAGAAAUUUGAACAGCAGUCUGAUCGUAUGAAGGAAAUAGCAAAGGAAGCUGGACGUCUUGCUGACUGUCAAAAAAUCGAAGAAGAGGAAACAAAGAAAGUAGCGGUAAAAGCCUUGAAUAUCUCAACGUUAGCCUACUCAGGAACUCAGUCCUUAGUUCAAGCACAGAACGAUGUUUCACUUACUGAAGUUAAAGAAUUGCAGAACAUGGCCUUUGGAAUGGAACAGCUGUUAUCAAGAGCGAAGAAUGAAGGUUAUUCGGCUGCAGAAGUUACUUCCAGAGCUUAUAAUGAAAUACUGGAACUUCUGAACCAAGGAAAGUCCCUUAAUGUGCCAGAAUUUAAUGAACAAGUCACGAUGUACCGCAACCUUCAUAUUAUAAAUGAGGCAACAGGAACCAUUGAGAAAAUAGAUAAUAUCCUUGAAAAGAAUUCUCAUCUGGAUGAUGAAAUAAAAGAACAAAAAUCUAAGGCUUGUGGUAUUUUAAAUGAAGCUAUUCUACUACAGAAGGGAAAGGAAACGUUAAUGACUGACAUUCAAGCAGCUUUAGACAAAGCGAAGGAGAACGUCCAGUUUGGAGAAACCAUUUUAUAUAAUGCUAAACAAUUACCAAAAAAAGUAAAAGAAUGCGACAAUAUCGUCCAAAAGUACAAGAAAGAAGAUGUAAGUAGUAUAGAAACAAUACUUUCGUUAAUCACAGAAUCUGACCAGAAGACGGGAGAAAAAAGGACCGCUCUAAGCAAAGCAGAAACUGUCACUGUAGAUGCUAAAGAAAAGGCCAGGGAAAGUGAGUUAAUUGUCUCCCCGACGUUUCAGAUUGUACGUAAAUUGGAAGAGAAUACAGAAGGAACAACAACAAGAACUAAAUAUGUACUCCAGGAAAGUCACUACGUAUUUCAGAAGGCUCUAGAAGUAGCUGAUCAAAUGGAACUGUAUGAAGUGGAAACAGAAGUCGAUAAUGUCUUAGCAGAAAAGGUUCAAAGCAAGACAGCUAAGCUUGGACAUUUGGUUGGAACAGCUUCUUUGAAAGUCAAACGUUCCUUGGAUGCCUUACAAGCCAUAAUGAACGAACUAGAAACCUUGGAUUCUCUCGAUUCUGCAGACUUGUAUAGAAUAGAAUAUGAACUUGAGAAGGUGCAGAACGAAGAUAUUGUUCUUGCUAAGAAAAUCAAAUACCUACAAGUCCUGAAGAAGAAACAACAGAAAACGAUUGACGAAUUAGAGAAAAACAUAGAAGCUGUAAGACGGGAAGUUAAGGAAAGUGAAAAUAUCGCUGAAGCAAUCAAACACUUUUGAACAGAUUGAUACAUUCCUGCAGUAACCUACAUUAAGGCUUAUUUAUUUAUGAGGAACUCUGGCCUUAUAUGACACAUUAAUUCAGAAUUCACAUUCUUGUCCUUCCUGUUGCUUUCAAAAACUAACAAUAUUUAUAUUGCUUGUUUAACAAAUAUUCUGAUAACAAAUAACAGUAGAAUAUGAUUACAAGCUAACAAUAUCAGACAAAUCCACCUAAGUUAGAUGACAUAUUCCUUCAAGUAAUAAACGUAUCUGAACAAAUUUGGUUUUGAUAGUUUGAAAUUAAAUCGCGCGAUUAAAUUCAUGUGAACGGAUAAAUAAAACAGUAUUUGUGAAAAUAAACAAAUAUAAUGAACGUAACGAUACUA